Aspergillus costaricaensis CBS 115574 is the source of this 514-nucleotide messenger RNA. RefSeq lists its product as uncharacterized. The transcript has a single exon. Bases 82 to 366 code for a protein of 94 amino acids. The record is from RefSeq and is a predicted model, not a curated record. Lineage: Eukaryota; Fungi; Ascomycota; Eurotiomycetes; Eurotiales; Aspergillaceae.
AUUUUUUUCCCCUUCGUCUCAGCUCCUCCAUAACAUACUUUCCUUCCUUCCGUCUGAUGCCGCGGUCGGAACUCGAAAGGCAUGAAAUGUGCGACUCGACUCAUACAUACUAGGCACAUACCAGCAUCUUGUGAUCUAGUUGGCGAGAAUAUUUUCCUUCCCCUUUACCUUCAUGUAAUCUCCAUAUGGCUACUUACUUCGACAUUCCAUGCAUCUUCCCUACUGAACAUCUAUCUGUCCCUUACGAUCAUUAUUCGGCACUCCCGGCAAGACAAGUACACGUAUUCAAGUCAAAAACAUAAAGAAAUGGAAAACGACCAAAAUUGGAAGAAGCAACUCGAAUUUUGCCCGGGAAGAGGUUUAUAAAUAGUAAAGAUCCUCGGUACGACCUCGGGCACUGAUGCCCUCUGUACGAGGACACAAGCCUCGCGCAAACUCACCCGUCCAAACUCAGCAAGUAAUAACAACGCUGCUGCUGGCACCAGCCAUUGAAUGUCGAUAGAAACGCCUGCUC